Molecule: messenger RNA, 1771 nt
Organism: Paramecium primaurelia
Lineage: Eukaryota; Ciliophora; Oligohymenophorea; Peniculida; Parameciidae
Source: the annotation of a GenBank genome assembly
AUGUAACAGGAUUAGAAUCAAGGUAUAGACCAUCAAAUUGCAGAUAAAGAAAUUAAUACUUAAGAUUAAUUAUUAGAGCAAUAGAAGAAAUUUAGAAACUUAGAAUCUGAUAGAAAGGCAUAUGCUGAAGAAACUGUUGCAAACAUUAAAAAAUAAAGAGGAAUUAUUGAUAAGCUCAAGAAUGAAAAUUAUAUUCUAAAGGACUUAAUAGCCAAGAUGAAUUCCUAAAAAUUAUAAUUAAAUCAAACUACAUAUUCUAAAGGACCUAAUAUUGAUACAAUAAUUGAUGAUUUGAAAGUUGCAAUUAAUGAAGAGAAGAAAGUUUAGGAAGAGAUUGAUACACAUGUUGCUGAUUUUCAAAAGAAAAUUAUUGAAAAAAGACAUGCUUUAGGUGGAUACAAUGCAGGAGCAGAAAAUGAAAGUGCUUUACAAAAACAAAUUAAAAUUUUAGAAAAUAGAUUAGAUAAAACAAAUCAAAAGUUUAAUGAAGCUAUUGCUAUCAAUAAAUAAUUAAGAUAAUAAAUUGAUAGUUUACGUAGAGAAAGAGUUAUUUUUGAUAAUCUUUAUAAAAAAUUGGAAAAGGAAUUACAUGAAAAAAGAAAAGUAUAUUUAAUAUAUUAAUAUUAUUAUAGGAAAUGGCAGAUAUAAUUGAAACUGCUAAUACAGCUUAUGAAGAAAGAGAUAAAGCAAAUGAUUUAAUUUAAAGUUUAAAAUAAUAAGCAAAAAGAGAAUCUGCUGAUUUUGAAAAAGAUCUAAGAGAAUUGAGUUAAAUUAUGGAAAAAAAUAAAAAAACAUUAGAUUAUAUGAAAUUAACAGAAAAAAAUAGAGAAAUUGAUUAAUAAGAAGUUGUUGAUCCUGAUAAAUUCACUAAACCAAAAACUAAUAAAUUGACUAGAGAUAAAACUGUCAAUUAAACUAUUGUUGAAUAAAUAAUGAAAUAUGAAGAAGACUUUGCUAAAAUUUAGGCAGCUACUUAAAUUAAAGUUUUUGAUGAAUUAAUCAAAAUAUUUAUUUAAAAUGAAGAAAAAGUAAAAUUAUACUUUAUAGUGAUAAUAGAAUUUUUAAAUGUUUAAAUAUGUCAAUGAAUUAAGUAACGAAAUUGAAGAUCUAGAAAAACAAAUAGGAGAAUUAAAAGAUGAAGCAUCAUUAUAUGAAGGUCAAGGUUCUAAUGUAGAUGUUUAAAGAAAAAGACAUCUUAAAGAUUUAGAGGAGAAAUUAUCAAGAUCAGAAUAGAAAUCAGAAUCAUAUGAAUUCAAAUAUAAUGAAUCUAUUAAACUUAUUAAUAGUUUAACAGUAUCUCAUUUCUUUCUAUUAUUUAGAAUUGGAUAGAAACACUAUUUAAUACAGUUGAAUGUGAUAAAUAAAUGGCAACAGAAAUAGCAGGAUCUCAUGGAGUUACUGAUACUAACAUGAUGAUUUAUUUAGGAUUAAUAGAAAAUAAAACUAAUAAAUUAUUGCAAUACUAUUAAUAAAUUCAUUAGAAAAUAUCAGAAAACUAAAUCAAUUCAUUAUAAUAAUUAGCAUAAAUGAAUGAGAAGAAUCUUUAAAAUAAAAAUAGAGCAGAAUUACCAUAAUUUGGUAAUUUAAAUUAAAUUAUUUUAGAUGAACAUGAGGAUGAUGACAUAGAAGGAGAUAAAAUAUUAUCAGUUGAGGAAUUUAAGAAAAAAGCUCUUGAAAAACUUGAAGUAUUUAUUUAGCUCUCAUUUAGAAAUAAUAAAAUUAAACAAAAAAUAAGAGAGCUGGACCUAAUAAAUUAAGAAAAAAUAAAUGA